GACGAGGGUCGCGCGACAGGGGUUCAUUCUCGAUUCUCGGGCCAAGAGCUUCAAACAUUUAAUGAACGCUAAGCGACCUCUUUCCGCAGGCGUUGCGGUGUCAUUACAGUGGAUUCGCUGGUACUUCCAGGAGUUCAAUUGAACAAACUACCUAAUCUAGCCGAGAGCGCCCAGUCCCCAUCGUCCCAUUUCCAUCCUCGUCCGGCCGCGCACAUCUCGACCUCGAAACAGAAACAUGCACGGCGGCUACUGCAACGGCCACCUCCAACGCUAGCACAUACAUACCGUGUCUCGAUUCCCUCCCGUCGUCCCCGCCGCCCCGAGGCUUCGCCUGCGCCAAACCGGGGUCUCGUGUCUCGCGUACCGAACUGCUGUUAAACGCCGUCACAGGGACGGUCGCCGAACGACGGUCUCUGGUGCGCACGAGGCGGGCAGAUGGGGGACUGGUGCUGUCGCCGCGUGACCACCCACCAGCAGCAGGAGCAGCAGCAUUGUUCAUGGAGACCGUCAUACAAGACCACACGCCGCUUGCCGAUUAUCUGAAGGACGAGGGCGAAGAACAGCAGGCCUGGGCCACGCCGUCCGUCUCGGAUAAUCACGAUGAGUCGCCGCCGUCCAGUCCAUCGUUCGCGCCGGUAGGGCGGCCGAUGGUCAAGAAGCGCUUCCGGGCGAACCUUCCGGACCCGCUGCCGUUGAACAUCCCACCCAUGAACCGCCUGAGCUCGUUGCGCCAUUCAUACUCGAAAGCCGUAGUGUCAAGGAUAGAUCGCGCCGAUAACCUCAAGUUCAUCGAGCAGUUCCGGUACACAAUUGUCGCGUCCCAGUUGCUAAGUGGGCAUUCUAUAGCAACCCAUCCAUCACACCAUAACCGACCAAAGGACACGCCAGAAACCACCCAGACUGUAGCGGUAACAUCAACUGGACUGUUUGCGACAGCGGCUGCCGCGCUUGUCGUUGCAUGGGUGGCUAGAUGGGUGUAUUCCGGAGGUUAUGCCCACUUAACUAAGAAGCGGGUGAGCUUCACGGCGCUGCUUCUAGUAGCGGUCGCCGUGGUGUCACAGGCCUAUCUCCGACAACAAUGGCUUCGAUAUUUGAGAGACCAAGCGCUGGGCGAGGUGACCAGCUUCGUUUCCAGGUCUCAGGACUUUGACAGCGCGUCCAGUGCUGCGAUAUUAUUGAUUCAGGAGGUUGAGCUCGUGUCUCGGGGCUACAGGAUAAGCGCACCCCUACCCCCAAUUAGCCGCAUGGAGGAUCGGUCUCAGACACGCCGCUGCAGCAGGCUGCGCAAGGCGUUGAAGGGACGGCUGUCCGACAUGAUCGAGAGCCACAUGCAGGUCUGUGCGGCGGUCAAGGGGUUCGCCGAGCAGGUGGAUCUGGAGAAGUACCACGACAUCUACGACAUCAGCGACUUCGACAUAUCGGACGCGAUGCGAGGAUUCUCGGAGAAGGAAUUCGACGACCCUGAGUCUCUGCGGUCUCUCAAGAUUGCGGCGGCCCGUUUCUACACCAUUCGCAAGCUUCUGCUAUGCUCCCUCCUCGCCUUUGAAGCAGCAGGCGACAACACCGACUUCUUGCGAUGGUCGACGGCCGUGGAGGGCUUAAAGACUCUUAACCAAACCACAUUUCAAAGCUUCGAGAGGGUUCGCCAGCUCCUCAGUGAAGAAGAGACCUUCCCCACCAUUUCCGACUCAAAAUCACCGCUAUCCCCGAACCGAGAGAAGCGUCGGUCUCAAUUUAUGAAACUUAAUUCGUUGUCAAUGGGCAUCCGAGGUCUUCAAGCAAAGCUUGCACUUUUACGAGAGGAGUCAGAGAGAACGCUGAAUGAGGCGGAAGAUGUGUCGGAGUUGGGGAAUAAUUUGAUGGCUCAGUACGAGUCUAUCGGGCAGGACCUCAAGAUGCUCACGCAGGCAUGGGAGGAAGGGAAAGCCGCCCUCGCGUCAGGUAUUGACCGCAACGAAAAGCGCCUGUCUUCCCUCAGCACCCUACUUUCUCCGGCCACCUCAUUAAGCGGACUCACCACGGUCGAGGAGGGUGGAGCACUCGAAGCAUUCAAGGCCUUAACCGGGGAAUCACCACCGGGCUCGACUUUUGGCAGUCCCAAGGGGGAUUCGGACGAGGCCGAAGUGUUCGAAGCGGUCUCUCUGCCGACCCGGACGCGCAGUCUCCUGACCAGGGACGAGCGGAUAGCGAGGAUGAAGGAAGAUCGGGAGAGGAGAGAAGCCGUUAGGGAAAGGGCCGACGCGAGCCGCGGGAUGCUCCGAGAGCUCGAGACGGUCAUCAACCUGCGGCCGAAGCGGGCGACCAUGCCGGCGCCUUCUCGCAUUUCAUUAUGACAGUGACGACAACCAAACCAACCAACACGGGCCUUAACUCUCCUUUGUCAUUUUGCAUCAUGUUUCUCUACCCGUCUAUCUCAUGGCGGGUUGUAUAGACGGCGGUUUGUUUUCAAUUGGAUUGGCUCUCAGCAUCCAGCAUCAUCGUCUCUGGAGCUUGCUUGACUGUAUCAUUGGGGCUGGCGUUCAUCGGGUGGGACUGCUGCGAGCAUGCAUCUAUCAAUAUGCUAAUUCUGCAUUGGCUUGUAAUUAGAAUUUAGCGGCAUCCUUGUAUGUCACAAUACAGUGAUUGUGGCAGAA
Messenger RNA from Chaetomium fimeti, 2633 nucleotides. Its product is annotated as Mysoin-binding motif of peroxisomes-domain-containing protein. Gene Ontology annotation, cellular component: plasma membrane. Lineage: Eukaryota; Fungi; Ascomycota; Sordariomycetes; Sordariales; Chaetomiaceae. Bases 498 to 2333 code for a protein of 611 amino acids. Gene Ontology annotation, biological process: cell-cell adhesion. The record is from RefSeq and is a predicted model, not a curated record. The transcript has 5 exons. Gene Ontology annotation, molecular function: myosin binding.